This is a messenger RNA of Sphaeroforma arctica JP610, 1035 nucleotides long. RefSeq lists its product as hypothetical. The record is from RefSeq and is a predicted model, not a curated record. The transcript has a single exon. Lineage: Eukaryota; Ichthyosporea; Ichthyophonida. The coding region runs from base 1 to 1035 and encodes 344 amino acids.
AUGUCCGAAUUCGAUAACUACAAAGGCUACGCAUGCAGAGGUCCACACGGCAGUCACGACGACAAAGAUCACUACUAUGAAAGAAUUCAAGCUUCCGCCAAGGAGUGCCGACAAGCAUGCGAGCGCCAGGAUUGGUGCACCGGCUACGAGACUGGCAAGAACAAUCACUGUGAGCUGUGGGAGAAUGAGAUUGGUACUGAUCUCGAGCGUAAACACGGUUUAUCAUGCUACGUUAAAGAGAUAGUUGAGCCUGAAUAUGACUACGAUGAGGAAUUGAGGUACGGAUGUCGGGGACUUCAAGGAGAGCAUGAUAACAAAGACUACUACUACGAAUUUAAUCGACUAUCUGCCUCUGAGUGCCGAUAUCGGUGCGACCAGUACGAUUGGUGCACUGGAUACGAAACCGGGAAAAACAAUCACUGUGAGCUAUGGAAGGAGAAUAUCGGUGACCACCUCAAGAAGACGAGAGGUUUAACGUGCCACAUCAAAGAUACAGACACAAAUGUUGAUCCGUGCGAGGCUGGAAAGGUCAAAUCUAUAUCUGGUUCCAAAGCUAUCGACGUUACUUUUGAAAACCAAUUGAAGAGACCUGUUCAUGUCUCCUGGAUCGAUUAUGAAUAUGCAGCGGUUGAUUACAACACCCUGAGCUUUCGUGACUCGUACACUCAAUCGACUUACGAAUCCCACCCUUGGUUGUUGUCAGACAAUAAAGGCCAGAUCGUGCUAGAAGAUUUCAUCGUGGGUCACAACUCAUGCGCAGAAAACAGGCGGUCAAGAUCUGGUGCUCAAAAAUCCAAGUUCUCCGUUUACAACUCAGGGUCGCAUAUUAUGGAGCUUUACUGGUUGAACUACGAUGGUGAAAGCACUUACUACGGAAGCAUUGCUUCUAAGCAGACCUUCAAUAUGAAUACGUAUGCCACCCACCCGUGGUACAUUACUAUCAAAGGAAAGAUUGUUGUUCAGUGGACUGCAACUGCCUCCGACCUACAGCUAACUACUGAUGGCAAAGGGGAGUACAAAGUUGUUAUUCCAUAA